AUGCGGCCUCCGGAGAUGACUUAUAGCCCUGCCUACCAGGACCAGCAAGCGGGCGGUCCCCUUCUUGCUUCUCCUGCUCCUCCUCCGCCGCCGCCUCCGCCGACUGCCCGCCGAUCUCUCGACCACCCCUCUGUCUCUGGCGGAGUGCUCUGCCAGUCCUCCGACUCAUUUGACGGCCACAACGCCAGUCCGAGCACUCGCUCUCACAUCCUCGAUCGCUCCCACGCGGUCUCCGCCCGUCCGGGGACGACCUCCGCGUCCAUUGGUACCCGGACAUCCGUCUCUAGCACCACGCACAAGGAAGCCCGCACCCGCACCGGCUCGGCGGAUCAGCCGUCCAUGUCCAGCGGGCUGGGGAGUCCCGGUGCAGCCCGCGGGCCGAAACGAAGUACUCCCGAGGACGAUGCUUCGACCGAUGACGGCGAGGAUGCGUUGUUGAUGCUGUUCCGCCUCUCCCUCCCCGUCCCAAUCUUCUCCCUCGCCGCCUUUCUCUACACCAUCUCCGCCAUCGUCUUCGCCGUCCUGAUCUCCCCGCUUCGUCUCUGCCCCGUUUCCCACUACCUCUCCACCACCUCCUUCGCCUCGCAGCUCUGCGACCUCCUCUCUCCAGCACUGCAUAUCCACGAACGUCUAGUCAACCUAGGCCCACCCUCCAACACAGCUCGCUCCCCAUCCACACAAUGGAUCCCCGAAAACCCAGACCCCGAGCCCCGCGGAACGGUGGCCCUCUCCCCGGACUCGCACGAGUACUACUCCGUGACAGGUCUGAUGAUCGUCCUGAUGCUCUCCGUGUUCGGAUGUCUUGCUAUCCUGCUCUCUGUCUGGACAGCGGCCUUCUUCUGGAUCUUUGCUAUGAUGCUGGGUAACCCCGACGGCACGGAGCGCAGCGAUGAUGGCCGUGCUGCUGUGCUGGGUGUUUGUAAGUGGUGGCAGACUUGGUUGGGGAAGGCGAGGAAGUCACAUAACUAG
Penicillium riverlandense is the source of this 969-nucleotide messenger RNA. RefSeq lists its product as uncharacterized. NCBI's taxonomy places the organism in Eukaryota, Fungi, Ascomycota, Eurotiomycetes, Eurotiales, Aspergillaceae. The record is from RefSeq and is a predicted model, not a curated record. The transcript is spliced from 2 exons. Bases 1 to 969 code for a protein of 322 amino acids.